AUGGAACUUAAUUUAUUAUUUCGUUUAAUUGCAUUAAGUAUAUGUUGUAUUUCUGCUCCUAGCCUUGAUUACACAUUUAAAAUAUUAAUAAGAGUAAAUGAAUCAACAUAUUUUAUUAAUGAUAUAGAUGGUUUAUCUACUAACAAUAGUUUUAUUUAUUUAUUAGAAGUGUACGAUGAACCAUAUCAAUUAGUCAAACUUAAUACAAAUACUAUGAAAUCUAUUAGUAACUGUGUCUUACCACUACAUUAUAAUGAUACUCACUUCACAGAAAUGUUUUUCAUUUUACCUUUCAAUGAUGAAUUAUUAUUUAUUGGUUAUACAAUCGAUUUAGGCACAUCUAAUUCUGCUUAUAUUUUAUGGGGAAUUGAUUUAACUUCAAUGAUACUAACUAGAUUUAAACAAACAUUCUCAUAUAAACAAUGGUCUAAUUAUGCAUUUUUUCAAGCAAUUCCAACACAGAAUAAAAUUAUUAUUAAUUUGAGUCAA
This is a messenger RNA of Didymodactylos carnosus, 489 nucleotides long. The record is from the annotation of a GenBank genome assembly. Lineage: Eukaryota; Metazoa; Rotifera; Eurotatoria; Philodinida; Philodinidae.